Messenger RNA from Zychaea mexicana, 2785 nucleotides. RefSeq names its product P-loop containing nucleoside triphosphate hydrolase protein. Bases 295 to 2481 code for a protein of 728 amino acids. The record is from RefSeq and is a predicted model, not a curated record. NCBI's taxonomy places the organism in Eukaryota, Fungi, Mucoromycota, Mucoromycetes, Mucorales, Lichtheimiaceae. Gene Ontology annotation, molecular function: ATP binding; ATP hydrolysis activity. The transcript is spliced from 7 exons.
CUAACUGAUCUUUUUUCUAUGUCGCUACGUUUCCUUCGAAAAGCCAGUUGUCAUGGACACCUACAACAACAACAACAACAACAAUGAGCUCUUGUUGUCAUGACAACGAGAUAGGCGCGGCCCUAUGUGAUCUAUUUUUUUUAAACAGCGUCACAUUUUAUACUGCCGCAGUACUUUGCUUUAAAGCAGGAACAAGCUUUAAUUUUUUUCUUUGCAAGUGCAAGGAGCUACUACCAAUCGUCGUUUUUGUCGUCGUUUCAUAGCAGCAUCAAAAAAGACACAUUCAAAAAAAAAAUGGAAGCCUUGAUCCGAAAAGCUGUUCCCGGCGUUGACGAUGCGAUCGUCGAAUACAUUGACGGCUAUCUCAGAGAAAACGAGUUUGAAGGCGAUGACGACGAGGACACAAUUAGCGAUUUCGUCAAACCGAUUCUUCUCGAUGCCGGUGGUGAAGAAGACAACAUUAACAAAUUAUGUGAUGACUUGAUGACCAUGAUUCUGAAAAACAACAACAACAGCAGCAUCACAAAUAAUACGGGCGGUGGUCGUAAAUUAGAUCAAGUCAUUACGAUUGGCAAUCAGUCUGGUGUUUCAGCCACAGCGCGUCUCGGUAGUGGAGGAGGUGUCGAACUAGACCACGUUUCUGGCAAGCGCGUACAAUCCCAAGUCGACCAAAAGAAACUGCGCAAGGCAGAAGAAAAACUGGCCAACAAGAUUGCAAAGCGUCAGCAAAAGACCAACAUGAAGGUGGAAUACGAGGCGUCCAGGUUGUUGAGUGAACAAAAGGCGCUCCAGGAAGAAUACAAGUUGUAUAACCCGAUUCUCGACUACACUUCAACCAAGGGCAAAUCCAAGGAUAUCAAGGUCGAUAACUUUGAUAUCUCGUUUGCUGGUCGUCGUAUCUUGACCGAUGCUAGCUUGACCGUCGCUUUUGGUCGUCGUUAUGGUGUGGUCGGUAAAAACGGUAUCGGUAAAUCCACGUUGUUGCGCGCUAUUGCUCGUCGUGAGAUCAAUGUGCCUCCUCAUAUUUCCGUCUUGUAUGUCGAGCAAGAAGUUGUUGGCGACGACACACCUGCAAUUGAGAUGGUGUUAAGAGCCGAUGUCUGGCGUGAACAUUUGCUUGAAAAGGAACGUGAUUUGUCGGCUCGUAUCAACCAGAUUGAAGCAGAGCAGGGUGAUGAAGAGUUGACAGAGGAGGAAAAGAAUGAGCUGGUCGCACAAAAGGACAAGCUGUCAACCGAGCUCAAGGAAGUCUUUGCCAAGCUUGAGGAAAUUGAAAGUGACAAGGCAGAAUCAAAGGCUGCUGCAAUUCUAUCGGGUCUCGGCUUUGCUACUCCUGAUCAAAGGCGACCCACGCGUGAAUUCUCGGGUGGUUGGCGUAUGCGUAUCUCACUUGCUCGUGCACUGUUCUGUAAACCUGAUGUGCUCAUGCUUGAUGAACCGGAUAACAUGUUGGAUAUACCUGCCAUUGUUUGGCUUGAAAAAUACCUGCAGACGUGGACCAACACUCUGCUUGUAGUAUCUCACGACCGAGAAUUCUUGGACGAAGUCGCUACGGAUAUUCUGUAUAUGCAUUCUGAAAAGUUAGAUUACUACAAGGGUAACUUUACCAACUUCCAUGCCACCAAGGACGAGCGUCUCAAGGCUGCCAUCCGUGAAUACGAAUCACAAAUGGAAUAUCGCAAGCAUUUGCAAGACUUUAUCGAUCGCUGGCGAUACAAUGCAAAGCGUGCACCACAAGCACAGUCGCGUCUCAAGAUUCUGGAAAAGCUGCCUGUACUGGAAGCACCAGAGAGCGAAAAGGAAGUGACGUUCCAGUUUGCUGAUCCAGAUUCUAUCUCACCGCCUAUCCUGCAAAUGAACGAGGUGACGUUCGGCUACGACGCGAAAAAGACAAUCAUUCGCCACGUCAAUUUCGACUUGCGUCUGGACUCGCGUAUUGCUGUCGUGGGUCCCAACGGUGCUGGUAAGUCAACCAUGUUAAAGUUGUUGACUGAACAAGUCGUUCCAAACUCGGGUGAGGUCCAUCGCAACGGCCGUCUUCGCAUCGCCUAUUUCACACAGCACCACAUUGAUCAGCUGGAUCUGACCAAGUCGCCGGUGGGUUUCAUGGCCGACCAGUACCCUGGUAAAAAUGAGGAGGAGUAUCGACGACAUUUGGGUGCGUUUGGUAUCACUGGUAUGGUUGGUCUGCAAGUGAUGAAGACUUUGUCUGGUGGUCAAAAGUCGCGUGUAGCAUUUGCUAUCCUCAGUUUACAACGGCCUCACGUGUUGGUACUUGACGAACCUACUAACCAUUUGGAUAUGGAGUCAAUUGAUGCUUUGCAAACUGCUCUUCAGAAAUUCAAGGGUGGUGUCAUCACAGUAUCUCACGACGAACGGUUUAUCAGCAGCGUCUGUGACGAGAUUUGGAUCUGUGAUGGGGGUAUUCUCAACAAGUUCUCAGGCACAAUCAAAGACUAUAAGAAACUUGUAUGCCCAUAGACUUGUUCUUCUAGACGACGACACCGUUACUGUCUGUGUUGCAGCAGUAGUAGCAUUGCACUAUAUUUUCCUUCCAUCCUUGCAUGUUGUCUAAAUCUCAUUAUUAUUAUUUUCUUUUCUUUUUACCAAUUUGCCACAUACACAACAAAAAGCUAUUUGAUUCUUGGUAAAAUAAUAAUAAUUGGUUAUGCAGAGCAAAGUAGCAUGAGCAAUCCAGUUAUGGAAACUGUGGCAUUUGAAACUUUUUGAAACAAAGGAGGGCCCCCACCCUUAUAAGUCACGUCCUUUUGGUCUGUUGGUUGUU